AUGUCAUCAUUAGCAGCUCCUUAUCGAAUCGGUGUCGAUGUCGGCGGCACCAACACGGACUGUGUCAUACUGGAUGUUCGUACGACAAGCGCAGCAAAUCGCGGGGUGGUUGCUCUACAUAAAACCCCAACUACAAGUCCCAAUGUUACUGAUGGAAUAGAAACUGCCGUCUUCAAUGUCCUUGAGCAGGCCAACGUCCCAAGAGAUCAAAUUGCCUGUUUAACCAUCGGUACAACGCAUUUUAUUAACGCCAUAGUGGAACAUGAUGUUCGACGCCUAUCUAAAGUGGCCAUCAUCCGGCUUUCCAAGAGCUUCACAAAAGAGGUACCUCCGUUCUCCGACUUCCCGCCAGUUCUCAAAUCGAUUAUGAAUGGCUAUUACACCUGCAUUGAUGGCGGACUCACCAUUGACGGAGCGGCAGAAUCGCCUAUAAAUGAAGCCCAGGUGGUUAAAGAAUGUGCCAAAAUCAAAGAAUUGGGGCUAGAUGCAGUUGUCAUAUCUGGUGUAUUCUCCCCAAUCGACAAACACUUCUUCCAAGAAUACAGUGUUCGAAAGAUCGUUCAGAGAGAGCUACCGGGAGUUGAUAUUGUUUGUUCCUCAGAUGUCUCCCAGAUUGGAUUCCUCGAACGUGAGAAUGCAUCGAUUCUAAAUGCCUCUAUCCUCAAGUUUGCACGGCGCACAAUCCGAGGCUUCAAGGCAGCAAUGAAACGAUUGAGCUUGAGUUGUCCUUUAUACCUUACCCAGAAUGAUGGAACUCUGAUCGAUGCCACUUCCGCGGCAAGUCUUCCUAUACGCACUUUUUCCUCUGGACCAACCAAUUCUAUGAGAGGAGCGGCAUUUUUAGGACUUAGCGGGCAAGAUAAUACCGAAGAAGAGCGUACGGCAACAAUUGUAGUUGACAUCGGCGGCACGACUACAGACGUUGGAAUCUUGCUCCCAUCUGGAUUCCCCCGCCAGGCUUCUGCAUACGUCGAAGUUGCUGGCGUGAAGGUCAAUUUCGGCAUGCCCCAUGUAGAAUCCAUUGGCCUUGGUGGCGGUUCCAUAGUUCGUUCAAAGGGAGCCAAAACUACCAUCGGGCCAGAUUCUGUAGGCCAUUGCCUUAGCACCAAGGGCACCGUGUUCGGAGGAGACACUCUUACAGCAACAGACAUUGCUGUGGCUGCUGGAGCCAAAAUUGGCAACUGCGACUUGGUCAAGGAUAUGGCGAAGGAAGUGGUUUCCGCUGCGCAGGCAAGAAUAAAAUCCAUGUUGGAGACUGUUAUUGACCAAAUGAAAACUUCACCGGCUCCUUUACCUGUGCUGCUAGUUGGAGGUGGUUCAGUGUUAGCCCCAGCAGAACUAGAGGGCGUGUCCGAGGUCAUCUUCCCUCCGUUUUAUUCGGUUGCAAACGCUGUUGGCGCCGCUAUGUCCAAGGUUGGAGGUACGGUCGACUCCAUUGAGAGCACUGCUGAAAAGCCAGUUUCCGAAGUAGUGGAAGAAGCUAAAGCAAGGGCGAUUGAAAAAGCGGUUGCCUCUGGUGCCAUCAGAGAGACAGUGUAUCUGGCAGAGGUUGAUUCUAUGCCACUUCAGUACGUCGCAAACCAGGUCCGCGUUAUUGCGCGCGCUGUGGGUGAACUAUCGCCUGAAGGUGUCCCAACUCUAGACAACCCACAAAAUGGCGGAGAUGGUUGUGAAGGUGAUGAUACGAUAUACAUCGAAGCUCCUAAACAGAAUGUUGAGACCAGUGACUUCAAUAUUAACUCAAUAGAUGUUGCUACAUAUCGCCCGAAGGUCGUAAAAAAUCCUGAAACUGGGAUUCACGAAUGGAUCGUCUCCGAAACAGACGUCACCUGGCUUGCUGAUGGGUGUUACGUCCUAGGAUGCGCCGGCGGAGGCUCACCAUUCAGCGAACACCUUCGAAUACGUGAUCAACUACGAGAAGGACACACUGUACGUAUCAUUGACCCGUACUCUGUGAAGAAGGAUGCUUUGAUAUAUUGGGGUGGUCAUAUGGGCUCUCCAGCAGUCUCUGUAGAACGACAAGCAAACAACGAGACCGAGCAAUCCAUCCAUGCUCUUAUGGAGUAUCUCAAACACGACAGCUUUGAUGCCGUAAUGGGACUAGAAAUCGGCGGCGGCAAUGGUAUCCUACCACUUUCUAUUGGUUCAUCAAAGCAUUAUGACCGCCCUGUAGUUGAUGCCGAUUGGAUGGGCCGUGCCUACCCAACAUUCUGGCAAACGACUAUAUGUGUUUAUCAGCCUGGCGAGCUAGUGCCUUGCUCUAUCUUUUCCGCCAGUGGGAACACAAUUAUUAUGAAUAAGUGCUCAAGCGAUGAGUUUGUUGAUCGAGCAUUACGCGCCUCGUGUGCCGAAAUGGGGUCCAGUGUAGGUUUGGCUGCCCGUCCUACUACAGGAGAAAAGAUGUUAAAGUUUGGUAUACUUAAUACCAUGUCCCUUGCAUGGCGUAUUGGGCGCUGCAUCGCGCGGGCAAACGCCAGCAACACCAUUAGCACCGUGGCUGAACAGAUGAUUGACGAGGUUGGCGGUCCUGAAUCUGGUAAAAUUCUAUUCCGAGGAAAAAUUGUUGCCGUUGAAAGACGACUGUUUAAAGGCCACUCAUACGGCGAAAUCACAAUCCAACAAGUUCUCCAAAGCGAAAUCGAGUCAAAUGGAGCAGACCAACUCUCGGAGGAAAGCAGGCGAUCAUCAGUGCCUGUAGCUACAGGCGGUGUGUUAAAGAUUCCUUUCAAAAACGAAAAUAUCUACGCCAAACAUGUUUCAGAAGAAGGCGUCGAGAAAUAUGUGGCUAUGGUCCCUGAUCUGAUCUGUGUUCUCGACACGCAGUCCGGAAAGGCACUUGGAGUCCCUGAAUUCAGAUACGGCGUCAUGGUGACUGUGCUAGGAAUUGCAUGUUCACCACGAUGGUCAGAUACCGAGCGAGCCCUAGAAAUUGGUGGCCCAGGGGCGUUUGGAUAUGAGGAUAUCAAAUACGUUCCUUUGGGUAAAUAUGUAGAGCCAAAGAGCGUUGUGAUGGAGUAUGCAGAGCACUAA
Messenger RNA from Nannizzia gypsea CBS 118893, 3030 nucleotides. RefSeq names its product hydantoinase. Bases 1 to 3030 code for a protein of 1009 amino acids. Gene Ontology annotation, cellular component: cytosol. The record is from RefSeq and is a predicted model, not a curated record. Gene Ontology annotation, molecular function: 5-oxoprolinase (ATP-hydrolyzing) activity. NCBI's taxonomy places the organism in Eukaryota, Fungi, Ascomycota, Eurotiomycetes, Onygenales, Arthrodermataceae. The transcript has 3 exons. Gene Ontology annotation, biological process: glutathione metabolic process.